Molecule: messenger RNA, 633 nt
Organism: Branchiostoma belcheri (Belcher's lancelet)
Lineage: Eukaryota; Metazoa; Chordata; Leptocardii; Amphioxiformes; Branchiostomatidae
Product: leucine-rich repeat-containing protein 40-like
Exons: 2
Coding region: 1-633 (210 amino acids)
Molecular function (GO): protein binding
Source: RefSeq, a predicted model, not a curated record
AUGGGUUUGAUCUUCAGCUACAUCUGGAGGACUGAUGAAGAGGAGCAGGAUGCUGAAGAGGAAGAGGAGGAGGAUGGUCCAUGGAGCCUGCAGGAGCUUCAGCAGAAAUGUCGUCAGACACCAGAAGGGCUGAUGGAACUGAACCUUCAAAACUGUGGCCUUACAUCAGUCCCCUCCUCAGUUUUCAGACUGGAGGAGGUCCAAAUCCUGAACAUAUCCUGGAACAAGUUAACCCACCUAAGUGCAGGUAUAGGUGCUCUAAGGCAGCUACAAGUCCUACAUGUAGAACACAACCAGCUGAGCUCGUUGCCAGCAGAACUCGCCGACUGCGCAAACCUCGCGGAGCUGCAUGCCGGGUGGAACAGCCUGUCCUGUCUGCCUGCCCGGUACAGGAGAAUGACUAACCUGAAGGUUCUCAGCCUCUACAGCAACGACUUCAAGUCCCUUCCCGACUCAGUGCCUCUCAUGACAAGCCUGGAAUAUGCAGACUUUGAACACAACAGUCUUAAAGGCCUGCCCAUGUCACUGUCGAAAAGCAAGGUCAAGGUGCUUAAACUUGGCAUGAACCAGUUUCAGCACGUUCCCCUUGUACUUGUGUCGAUGCCUUCAUUAGAAAUUCUCGACAUAUGUUAG